Messenger RNA from Microstroma glucosiphilum, 602 nucleotides. RefSeq lists its product as hypothetical. Bases 190 to 543 code for a protein of 117 amino acids. The transcript has a single exon. The record is from RefSeq and is a predicted model, not a curated record. NCBI's taxonomy places the organism in Eukaryota, Fungi, Basidiomycota, Exobasidiomycetes, Microstromatales, Microstromataceae.
AUCCACCCGGUAGCCCCCACUGUCUCCAGGAAGUGCAAGCGCAGGUCGCCAAGAGACACACCUGCAGCAAUUAUACCUGCGAACUCUGCGAUGCCACAUCGUCGACAGGCUCGCCCCUUUCUUCUUUCUCAUUCGAAGCGAUUCAUGGACACUUUCUUCCUCAUCCUAUGACACUCCUUUACCCCCACAAUGGUGUCAAGCAUCAAACAGCGAUUCCUGGUGACCCUUUGGCUGAUCACACCUGCCAACGAUGACGGGCCGGUGCACGCACCUCGGAAGCACGGGCGACGGUUGCUGCAGAGCGAUGUUUCCUUCUCGGGCUCCUUAGUCGCCGGCACUUCUGGGGUCCUUGCACCACUGGGCGAAGAUCAGAGUCGGCUCGAGCUCAUCGUGACCCUCGGCCCUCUGUCACUACCUCCUCUGGCGUUGUCACACCUUGUCCUUGCACACCGCACUCUCCCCCCUCCCUGUUCCUCCCUUUUCGUUUCCUUCUGUAUAGAUCGCUUUCAAUAUUUAGGUCGUUUCGAAUGUCACUCUUUCUGAACUCCCUCUGAGAUCUCCUCGUCUGAUUCUGGCAUGACACUGAUUGCUUUCUUCCUAGU